GGAGGGAGGGAGAGGGGGUCCUGGUGGGAGUGUAAGGCAUCAGAUAAACCCCGGCUCAGUCUGUCCGUGCGUUGAGGUUAGUGGAGCCGCGUCGCUGCAGCCCGGCACCAGCAGCCCGUCCACACGCAUGUGGCUCCCCUCGCUGGACAUCGGGCUGCCUCACCAUGGCAACGGAGCUCUGAGACCCCGCUGCACCGCGCAGUAGUGCUCCGCGCUGCGCUCCUACAGCAGCGCUUUGCAGCGAGAGAGCGGGAGAGAGCGGGAGCGAGAGGCAGAGAGCGGGAGAGACGGAGUGAGAGGCGGAGCCCUCGCAGAACGAGGCGGCGGAGCGUGGAGGCAGAGUGAGCGUGUGCGGUGGCGCGGCGUGUGUAGGUAGGAGGCUCUCGGUGCGCGCCACAGCGAUGCCUGCUGGGCUCCUGGCUCCGUGCUCAGCUCGCCAGGCUUCCCCACGCAGCGGCGGACCCCCAGAAGCGGCGGCGGCGGCGGCGGCGGCGGCGGCGUGGGGAUGUGGUGCCUCUGGUCUCUGUGCGUCGCGCUCCCGUGACCUCCUCCGCGCGUCUGCUCUCGCGUCGCUGACCCCGCCGGCCCCGCUGCCGUCCGCCCCCGGCCGCCACAGCGACUGACUGACUGGGGUUAGGGUGACGAACCAACGGAAUCCCCCGUCCCUCCCCCCUCUGACUCCUCGACCCCUCCCCCUCUCGCCCUCCCUCUCCGUGUCUUUCUCCGGUGUCCUGAGUUUGUUUUUCCAUCACCUCCUCUGCUGAAGCUCUGACUCCUCUCUCUGUCCAGCUGUCCUCUCCCGCCGUUAAAACCUCCCAGCUGGUCUCUCUCUCCUCCGAGCCGGCGCUCGCUUCAUGACCCGCCAGGAACCGGCGCCGCCUCCCCGCGUCCGCUCGCCGCCCGCGUCCUGAGAGCCGUCCGUCAUCUCCUUCCGUCGGCAUGACGCUCCUCUGUGAGGACUGAUGCCUCUCCUCCUCCCCCUCUCGCUCCCCCCCUCCCCUCCCCUCUCCUAGUCCCCUGCCCUUUGACCCUCGUCCUCCUUUAUUCAUCUGGGCUCACGCCCUCCCUCGCUCUCCUCCCUCCCUCGCUCUCCUCCCCCUCCCUCCCCCUCCCCCAGCGCGCUCCUUACCCCAGCCUCUGCCUCUCCCUCCUCAGUCCGCCCUAUGACCAUGUCGCCAUGUGUCUGCUGGCUCCAGCUCACCCUGGCCCUCCUCCUGACCCUCGCGCCGCCCAGCCGGGGGGAGAACUGCCCCACCACCUGCCUGUGCCCGGACCCCCACACGGUGGACUGCAGCGCCCGGGGUCUCACCCGUCUCCCCGAAGGCAUCCCACUGGACGUGCGGCGGCUGCUGCUGUCCGACAACUGGAUCCCGCGCAUCCCCGCGGACUUCCUGGUGCUGUACUCCGACCUGGUGUACCUGGACAUGCGGAACAACACGCUGUCACACAUCGAGGUGGGCACCCUGAGCACCUCGUCCCGCCUGGUGUUCCUGGACCUGGGCAGCAACAACCUGACGGAGAUCCCCAAGGGCACCUUCGGCGAGUCCCGCUCCCUGAUCAAGCUGCGCCUGGGGAACAACCCCUACCUGAGCGCGGUCAACGAGGACGCCUUCCUGGGCCUGACGUCCCUCCGGGAGCUGGAGCUGGAGCGCAACGCCCUGUCCACGCUGCACGUGGGCGCGCUGAGCCAGCUGCCCUCGCUGCGGCUGGUCCGGCUGGAGGGGAACCCAUGGGUGUGCAACUGUAACUUUGCCAACCUGUUCGCCUGGCUGAUGGACAACCGCCAGAAGCUGCCCAAUGGUGUGGAAGGCAUGGAGUGCUCCCUCCCCAUGGACGGCCGGCGCGUCUCCCUGACGCAGCUCUCCAACGACAGCUUCAGGGAGUGCCAGGUCACCCUCACCCUGACCGACCUCCUCAUCAUCAUCUUCUCGGGGAUCUCCGUGUCAGUGGUGGCCAUAAUGACCAGCUUCUUCCUGGCCUCCACGGUGCACUGCUUCCAGCGCUGGAGCAAGGGAAGCAAGGGGGACGAGGAGGAGAGCGAGGAGUAGGACCAGGAGACUCUCUCUGAGCUCUGACCCGGCCAGGACCGGUUUCUCUAAUUGGCUUUGAGAGGGUGACUCAGACAGGGGGCUCGGAUACAGCCACUGUCGUCCCCCCCCCCCCCCGUGGGGACCCUCGGAGGAGGAGGAAUUACCGGGAAGGGGGUUGUGGAGGUUGGGACGCUUUGAAAACAUAGAAAAACUGACCACAAUGAAAAGACAAAUGGCAUUCCCAAGAAACGUGUCCCGAGACUUGAGUUCACACGUGACACAUGCACACAGUAAUGGAGUUCAUAAUAUGGUCUGCCAGAACCCAUAGGCCGGCCUACAGACUAGCUCUUGGACGAAAGCAGCAGUAUACACGAUGAGUAUGUUUGUGAGUACAGAAAGCACCAACUAUCAAACAAAGCUACAGUGAUGUGGAGGAGUUGUAGACAAGCCAAUAGUUCACCAACAUCUAGUCAAAAUAAUCAUCCACUUUCAGAUUCUGAAAUGUUCAAAGUGGAUCUCACUCAAGUGCGACCUGUUGAAUGACCGGAGUUGCUCAGGUCCUUGGAUGUCUUUAGGGCUUUACAAAAAUAGAAUUAAGUAAUCUUGUAUAUGACAGAAAGUUUGAUAUUCUAAAAAAAAAGGAUGUGAUAUUAACCAACGUCCACAGCAUUAGACUGCCUAAACAUGUUGAUCCGGCACAGCAUAUCGUUUUCAAUGUCUGGACAGCCUCAUUCAAUCUCGAUCAGAAAUGAAAAACCACUAGCUGGAACUGGUUUAGACCGUUGAGAGUUAGGGAAAAUAAUAACCAUGAAAUGAGUAGUAACAUUUUGUGUGUCUGGUAUUCAGAUAGGGUAUUCACAUUAAAAGUAUAUUUGUCCUAUAUUCAAACAUUUGUACACCAAAUAAAACAAUGUAGACACCAAAUGAAACCUAUAAGAUAUACACAUCUAAAACUUCCAGAGGACAUGUGUUCCUUAGAUUGAUAACUGUGAUCGGUGUUAAACUAUAUUCAUUCACUAUCUAUUCUUGUGAUUAAUAUAGAAAACCUAGUAUUGGCAUGAAGUCCAUGCAGAACCAAUGUGGCAAACAAUGCACUUUAUGUGUUGAAAGUGGAACUUGGUCACAGCACGCCCCUAAUUACUGUUGUGUUGCCAAAGGCAAAGUCUGAAGGAGAGUUAUUGUGUUCAUGAGGAAGCAUGUUGUACAUCAUACUGGAGACGAGCAAAAUCACAUGUUUGUGAUUGGGCUGAGAAGAGUUAUGUUCUCCCAAUAUCUGAUAUUGUAGCUGACAUUACCAAUACAGAUGUUUUAUUAGAGCUCAGAUAUGGCGUUUAUUUUGAUUAUCUUUUUGUUUUCUUCCAAAACAGAUAUCUUAUAAACAAAAUUUAGAAAUAAAAAAAAACAUAAAAAAACAAACAACAUAAAAAGUAUUGGGUUUGUGGUAGAUUAUUUUUAAAACAGAUCUUCCAAUGCCUUGCAGAGUCUGUCAUUCUCUGUUUGAAACUCCCCUGUUUGUUGCCUCUAGAAUCAUUAACAUUCACAAUGAUUUUAUAUUUAAGUAUGCCAGCACACCACAAUGAAUGCAUUUUUUCACCCCUUAUUCAUAAAUCUUUCUUGCAUGUUCGGGAAAUGCAUCAUUAUCAUUUGGAAAGCAUAAAACUGGAUGCCCUGAUUUCUUUUUCUCUCCCUUGCUUCUCAAAGAACCGCUAUAUUGCUGUGGUUCAUGCCGUUAUUGUGAGGCAUGAAUAAUUCAGCCAAUGUGAGAUAUGGAGCAGAAGGAAUGUCAAGCCCCUUAAUACAAGCAGGCCUGGGCACCGAGCAGAGGCAGCUGGGGGAUGUAGUUCACUGUUGUAGUCAUUUCUUCAAAAAACGCGUACAAAAACCCAAUAUUUCUGUUUCAUUGCAGUUCUCAUAAAAUAGUAUGUCCAUCAUCAUGCGUUUUUCAUUUCAACAUCCUUUCGACCUAGCAACACACAAUGACUAGAAUUAUACAAUGAUACUUUAAAUUCAAAGCAACAACAUUUUACAUUGGGCAGAUUUGGACCCAUUUAUUGGACUAACGACAGCAAUGUCCUCCAAUAUCACCUGGUAGUGGUAAAUAAAGUGAAUGAGUUGUUGAUGUAUUGCAUCACUUGACUUAAGCGUUCUACAGAAAAGGCAAAACCCGGUGUAGGAAUUUCCCCUGAAUAAUUUAAUAGUAUACAUUUUUUUGUUAAAAGUCCUGGAGAAUAUUAAUACAAACAUAUUACAUCCACUGUUUAAACUCCUUCAGGCUUUCACUUAUUCAGUCUAUCAUUUACCUUGCACUUAAUUUAGCAGUAAAUGCAUACAUUUGGUUAUGCUAGCAUGCAUUUUACAUUUACGUUUCAAUUACGAAUGGUGGUUGAGUUAGUUUUUAUAAAAAAAUAUUUUUAACUACUGUGUAGUUGUUCAACAAAAGGCAUCUAACUUAACUACUAUAUUUAAACAUAUUAGCACGCCACUUUUCUUUAUUCAUUGUAUUAGGUAACACAUAUCCACACAUAGCAUGUGAUUGUGAGAUUACCAUUUACAAUGCAGAUUUAUGUCUAUUUUUCUAUUUAAACCUUUGAAGUUGUUUAUUUACCAAUUCAGUCCAGAAGCUUCUAUUGAUAAUUGAAAUCCCAGCGUGGAACAUUUCAACAUUUGAGUUUUUAAAAAGCUUGUUAUACAUCCAGGAUUAUAUUUUUCUCAGAGUAGAGAUGUCAGGAUAACACAGAUGACAGGAAAGUAGAGAAACUGAGAUUUGGAUCGGGUGUUUACGUUAUCCAGGGCAAUGCAAGAACAAACAAACCUUUCCAGCAGAAUUAAUAUGUAUCAGUACCUGUAUCAGUGUCGGUUUAAAGAAUAAAACACAUGAAAUCCUGUUUAA
This is a messenger RNA of Gadus morhua (Atlantic cod), 4920 nucleotides long. RefSeq names its product leucine rich repeat containing 38b (gene lrrc38b). Gene Ontology annotation, molecular function: transmembrane transporter binding; potassium channel activator activity; voltage-gated potassium channel activity. Gene Ontology annotation, cellular component: voltage-gated potassium channel complex. The coding region runs from base 1164 to 2048 and encodes 294 amino acids. NCBI's taxonomy places the organism in Eukaryota, Metazoa, Chordata, Actinopteri, Gadiformes, Gadidae. The record is from RefSeq and is a predicted model, not a curated record. The transcript is spliced from 2 exons.